This is a messenger RNA of Exophiala aquamarina CBS 119918, 2028 nucleotides long. RefSeq lists its product as uncharacterized. The record is from RefSeq and is a predicted model, not a curated record. The annotation marks the transcript as partial. NCBI's taxonomy places the organism in Eukaryota, Fungi, Ascomycota, Eurotiomycetes, Chaetothyriales, Herpotrichiellaceae. The transcript has a single exon.
AUGCCUCGAAAUGUUGAAUACGAGAACCACCUGCCCCCGCGACCUGCCGCAGCACCAUGGACUGCUUCACGAUGCAACCGAACAUUACGACAGCUCAAUUCGUUCGUGAAGCGACUUGAGAAAUGGCACAAGGACUACCUGGCUCUCCAAACACAAAAUGAAGUUGGAAAAGACGAGAAGAAUGGGGAUGCAGAUGCAGAAUCUACAACCAAGAGUGGAGAUGAGCCGCUGGCGUGGCUGUCAAACCCUACCGGCAGACGGCAUGGAAAGACGAUGAAGAGUUAUGCCUCACGCCAGAAAAUCGUGCCUGAAACUCCGGCCGCUCAACGCCGUCCACUUGUCCGAUCGAUACAGCGAACCCCUAAUGCAUAUACACAGCUUUCCGACGCUAUCUUGCUUAAGACGCCCGCAGACACAUCCGUGGGGAAUGCUUUAAACCGCGGUCACACAGGGAGGAAGAAUGUCCUGAAUCCUCGAAAUCCUCAAAGGCAAGACCCGAGCACUGACUCUGACGCGCGUACGAAGGAAAGAACGUCUUUGGCUACGAGUCGUGCAGGUAUCCUUCGGAAUGGUAACACCGUCAUCACUUCCUUUCUAGUCGCAACAUCCGAUCCCAAGCUGCCCGCUCAAUGGAAAGGGUCAAGAACUGAAGAAGCGAAGGCAGACGAGCGAGGGGCGAAAUCAUUAGUGUCAAUGUGCUUGGUUAAGGUAUCUCAAAAUAUGAUCGAGGAACAAAAGCAGAGCGACGCCAAGCAUGAUGGAUAUGAGGGCCAGUGCGACGUUGUUGACUCUGAGCUGGAAGCUCUCCAAGACUAUUUUGGGGAUUCCAAAAGAGGCUGGCCCUCACUGAGGACUGUGACUCGAAACUGCGGCAUAGCCAUGGUAUCACGUUUAAUCGAAUCGGGCGCAUUUCCCAAGGACCACGCUAGUGCUCUCGCGAUCCGUGCUUUCGACAAUCCUCUCCUCGCAGAUUUUGGAGAAGCGAUCACUGAAGUCCUGGUGAGGGUGGAUGCGAAUAGUUACAACACAUCUCCUGCUCUAGAGGGUGGAUCCGCCAUUCAUGCCUUCCAAUCAUACGCAUUCGAUGAGGGGGACCGUUGGCGGCAGUUGAUGCAGUUCAGGUGGCUUACCCAAGCAAUGCGACAGGAAUUCAAACCCGUACCCCUGAUUUCUCGGCUUCUCAGAUACGAUGUACUGACCAAGGCCGUCACGAUUUCCGUCAAACUGGAGCAGGUUGCUGCAGACGAUCUCAUUGAGACCACCUACUCCUGUGCACUUUUGGGCAAUUGUCGAGCUUCACAGGAGCACCUGCGUCAUAAGAAUCAUGAUGCACAGACAACAACCCAUAUUGGCUGCGAAGGGACGUGUUGUGAGCAGCUUACAGCAGAGCUAGAAAAAAGACUCAAGUUGAUCUCUAGACUGUUCUUCUCUUUCCAACUGAAGGGAACUAGUCAUCUGCUGGAGAAGAUUUGCACACAAGUGCAGGUGUUCAUCGCAUUGCAUGUGAUUCAGGCUAUACCACAGGGCCAGAAGCUUGUCAUAGCUCAGAUCUUCUUCAUCAACAUGGUUCUAGGUCUAUUGGCUGGGAAACCCCUUGAGAACUCUUUGCAGGAAUGUUUUGAAGAGCUGUUGUCUGGGUGUGACAGUGAUGCGGAGAAGCAGAUAGAAGCGCUUCUGAUAUCCACGUUGCUGCACGCAUCACUUCAUCCGAAGACGCUUAUGGAGGUAAUUUCAAGGAUGGCAAUAAAGUGCGAAAAAGAAAAGUGCACGGAAAAGGAGAGGCUCCAGGCGCUCCUUGCAAGGGUCUGCUCCGAGGCAGCCAUGGACUACGCCACGGACUAUGCCACUGAUAAACCUGAAAUUCAUACGUUCUUUCGGACUUGGGCCUCCGCCAUUGAAGAGAAAGCGCGGAACCGCAAUAGCUGCUCCGUCCAUAACGACGCCAGCCUACCCGAUCUGCAACAACGCAAGGUGUCGACCGGGUAUCGAUGGGACGAAGAUGUACGAGAAUGGGUUGAAAGGACCCCA